Lycium ferocissimum is the source of this 1386-nucleotide messenger RNA. RefSeq lists its product as uncharacterized. Lineage: Eukaryota; Viridiplantae; Streptophyta; Magnoliopsida; Solanales; Solanaceae. Bases 346 to 1005 code for a protein of 219 amino acids. The transcript has 5 exons. The record is from RefSeq and is a predicted model, not a curated record.
AAGAAAAAUAAUCUUCCAUCUCUUUCUGUUUCGUUUCGUUUCUUCUAUUUCACCUUCCAUUCUCUCCUUCCUAUUUUCAAAUCAAAUCACUUAUACAAUAUUGUCACAAAUCUGACCAAGGCAAAGCAAAACAUUGUCAAAAAUCUCACACAAUUAUCACAAAUCUGACGAAGUACGUGAAAUAUUUUUAUAUACAAAUCUGAUUAGACACAGGUAAUUAAAACUUUGUCAUGAAUCUGUUGAGAAUAGGCAAAUGAAAAUUUGUCGCAAAAUCUGAUCAUAAAGGCAAAGACUUCGUCACAAAUCUGACGAAGGGAAAGGAAAAAAUAAUCCAAUUUACGUGCCAUGGACGAGCUAGAAUUCAGACGACUUCUUGAACGCUUCCCAAUCGUCCGAUUUCGAGAUUAUCAUAUUGAUAACGACACAACAAAAAGAUCAACCUCUCAUUCAAUAGAGAAGGAGGAGGAAAGGCAAUGGAAAGAGACAUGGAGUAAGGGACAUAAACCAGAGACUGGAAUUCAAGCAAUGCAUCGUGGUGGUGCAUUUUGGGGCAAAGUGAGAGAAGCUGCUGAGAAAAAGGUCUUGAAGGAAAAUCUUCUUGCAGCUUUAUGCACUCAAUCAGGAGUCCGAUAUGAUCCUCAUGAGGAAGUGGUGAUGGCGGCUGCCCGACAUAUUGCUGAUGAGAGGCAGGCUUCAAGUGGUGCAGGUCCAUCUCAUAUACCCCGCUCGUCGGCCUAUGCAUCAUCAUCAAUACCGAACCGAAUGACAUGUGUUGAGGAGGAUUUGGAUCACAUACGCCAUUUUCAAGCCUAUCAGGUGAAGCACAAUCAAGCAAUUGCUGAAAUGCUGCGAACUAUGGCACUUCACCAUGGAAUGAACAUGAAUAAUUUUCCUAGUUGUCCGUCAUAUAUGCCCCCAAGGGACAAGGCAGUGCUCGACGAUGAUGACGAGGACGACGAUGAUGAUGAUGAGGACGAGGACGAUGACGAGGAGGAUGAGGAGUAAACAUACCCUAUUCAGGAGUGCUUCUUUUUCCAAUACACAUCCCUGCCUUGAAAGAAAAAAAAUUAGCGUGAAAGAUCAUUUUUGUUAGUUUUGAUUGAUAAAUAGCCUGGAAGAUCUCUAAGUGUUGCAUCUCAAGGCAAAAUUUUCAGUAUCAGUCACAAUGUUAUAGUUGUUGUGGUGGCAAGAGAAAGGGAAUACAACAGUAGUCCUUCCCCAUCCUUUUCCCUUUUCAAUUUUGUAUAAACCUUUUUGGUCCAAGGGGGGAAGAUACAACAAGUGAGGAACUCUGUUUGGUAGGGAAGGAGGUGCCAAAAAUUAUGAAUAGCACCUCCAAUCUUGUAAAAUUAUGUAACAAUUUUGAUGAGGAAAAUUGUUCUUUUU